UAUCUAAAGGGCAUAUUCCCUGGUGGACUCUAGUCAAGUCUCCACGUUUCUGAUUUCAAUUCUUCUUAUAGUCUAUGGCAGUUUCAGGUCUCUUAAUAUGGACUUUGAAAAUCAAGACAAGGAGAAGGACAGCGGUAGCUCUCCAGGAACGUUUAGUGGGAACAGCACCAAUAAUAGUAUCCAGACUAUUGACUCCACUCAGGCAUUGUUCCUUCCUAUUGGAGCCUCAGUGUCUCUUCUGGUUAUGUUUUUCUUCUUUGACUCAGUUCAGGUGGUGUUCACUAUUUGCACUGCAGUUCUUGCAACAAUAGCUUUUGCUUUUCUGUUGCUCCCUAUGUGCCAGUAUUUAACCCGACCCUGCUCUCCUCAGAACAAGAUAUCAUUUGGGUGCUGCGGUCGGUUUACAGUUGCAGAACUGCUCUCCUUUUCACUCUCUGUAAUGCUAGUUCUUAUUUGGGUGCUGACAGGCCACUGGCUGCUCAUGGAUGCCCUUGCCAUGGGACUCUGUGUGGCAAUGAUUGCCUUUGUGCGCCUGCCUAGCCUGAAGGUGUCCUGUCUGCUCCUUUCAGGGUUGCUCAUAUAUGAUGUAUUUUGGGUGUUCUUCUCUGCCUAUAUAUUUAAUAGCAACGUGAUGGUCAAAGUGGCAACUCAGCCUGCUGACAAUCCUCUGGAUGUAUUAUCUAGGAAGCUUCACCUUGGUCCCAAUGUUGGAAGGGAUGUACCUCGGUUAUCACUGCCAGGGAAACUAGUAUUCCCUAGUUCCACAGGGAGCCACUUCUCUAUGCUUGGGAUCGGAGACAUUGUGAUGCCAGGUCUACUUCUGUGCUUCGUUCUGCGUUAUGAUAAUUACAAAAAACAGGCAACCACUGACUCUUUGUGGUGCACCAGGGGCUGCCAAUAUUUCUGGGCGAAUGCAGAAGGUCUCCUACUUCCAUUGCACACUUAUUGGGUACUUUGUGGGACUGUUAACGGCAACAGUGGCUUCGCGCAUUCACAGGGCAGCCCAGCCUGCUUUGCUGUAUUUGGUUCCAUUUACUUUAUUACCGCUUCUCACUAUGGCCUAUUUAAAGGGUGACUUGCGGCGAAUGUGGUCAGAACCUUUCCAUACCAAGGCCAGCAGCUCACGCUUCCUUGAGGUAUGA
Messenger RNA from Staurois parvus, 1142 nucleotides. Lineage: Eukaryota; Metazoa; Chordata; Amphibia; Anura; Ranidae. The record is from the annotation of a GenBank genome assembly.